AAAAAGCGUUGAGUCUGCACUCGCUAGUUUCCAGCGCCGCUGCUUCACACGAUUUCUCCCGGAGAGAUGAGGCGGAAAGAGAAGAGGCUGCUGCAGUUCGCCGGGCUGCUCAUAGCGGCUCUUCUUUUCCUCCCCAACGUCGGGCUGUGGUCUUUGUACCGGGACCGGGUGUUCGACAACUCGCCCAACAAUGUGGAAGGACCAGGGGGCAUUCUGCCGAUACAGGGUUUGAACCAGAUGAGGAAGGUCGCUCAGGUGGGACUCGAUGGUGUGCGGCGGACAGACUGGCACGACUACGAAGCAAUGAGGAGAGAUGCUGCUCGCUCAGGUAACGGUGAACAGGGGAAGCCUUUCCCUCUGACAGAAAUUGACCAGGUCGACCAGGCCUACAGGGAGAAUGGCUUCAACAUUUACGUCAGCAACCGGAUCUCCCUCAAUCGCUCCCUCCCUGACAUCCGCCAUCCAAGCUGUAAACAGAAGCUAUAUGCAGAGAAGCUGCCCAACACCAGCAUCAUCAUCCCCUUCCAUAACGAGGGCUGGUCGUCGCUGCUGAGGACUGUUCACAGCGUGCUCAACCGCUCUCCUCCACAGCUCAUAGCAGAGGUCAUCCUGGUCGACGACUUCAGCGACAAAGAGCACCUAAAGGUGCCACUGGAGGAGUAUAUGAUUCGGAUGCCAAAGGUUCGUAUCCUGAGGACCAAGAAGAGGGAGGGGCUGAUCAGGACUCGCCUGCUUGGAGCCGCCACUGCUAAAGGAGAAGUUAUCACAUUCCUGGAUUCCCAUUGUGAGGCCAACUUCAACUGGCUGCCUCCGCUGCUGGACCGAAUCGCCCAGAACAGGAAGACUAUCGUGUGUCCAAUGAUCGAUGUGAUCGACCACGACAACUUUGGCUAUGACACGCAGGCGGGGGACGCCAUGCGAGGGGCGUUUGACUGGGAAAUGUACUACAAACGGAUACCCAUCCCUCCAGAGCUGCAGAAGGACGACCCCAGUGAACCCUUUGAGUCACCAGUGAUGGCAGGUGGACUGUUUGCUGUGGACAGGAAGUGGUUUUGGGAGCUGGGAGGAUAUGACACGGGUCUGGAGAUCUGGGGAGGAGAACAGUAUGAGAUAUCCUUUAAGGUGUGGAUGUGUGGUGGACGGAUGGAGGACAUACCUUGCUCCAGGGUAGGACACAUCUAUAGGAAGUACGUCCCCUACAAGGUCCCUGGUGGAAUCAGCUUGGCAAAGAACCUAAAACGUGUGGCAGAGGUCUGGAUGGACGAAUAUGCAGAAUACGUGUACCAGCGUCGGCCCGAGUACCGCCACCUGUCAGCAGGAGACAUGACGGGCCAGAAGGAGCUGAGGAACCGCCUUAACUGCAAAAGCUUUAAGUGGUUCAUGAGUGAAGUGGCCUGGGAUCUGCCCAAACACUACCCACCGGUGGAGCCUCCUGCUGCAGCGUGGGGAGAGAUACGGAACAUGGGGAGUGGGAUGUGUAUGGAGAUCAAACACUUUGUGUCAGGGAGCCCUAUCCGCCUGGAGAGCUGUGUGAAAGGGCGUGGUGAAGUGGCAUGGAGUCAUGGACAGGUGUUAACAUUUGGUUGGAGGGAGGAUAUUCGGGUGGGUGACCCCAUGCACACAAGGAAGGUCUGCUUCGAUGCCAUCUCUCACAAUAGCCCUGUCACCCUGUUCGACUGUCAUGGCAUGAAAGGGAACCAGCUGUGGCGCUACAGAAAGGACAAGAGUCUGUAUCACCCUGUCAGUAACAGCUGUAUAGACAGCAGCCCGAGCGAGCGGCGGGUCUUCAUGAACACAUGUGACCCCUCCUCCCCCAGCCAACAGUGGCUGUUUGAGAGAACCAACGCCACCGUGCUGGAGCACUUCAACCGAGGCCAACGGUGAGAUGAGGCGUCUAUCAGAGAAAAAGAUCAUGAAACAAUGAUCACGUUUGAUCAGAAUGGAAGCCGCAAGUGAAUAACGUGUUGCUUCAGAAACAUUCCCCCCGUGGUACAGCAGUGAUCCAGUGUGCUGGCUGAGAGCUAAAGAGCUGGUCGGACCACACACACACACAACAACAUCCAGAAUACAAUCAUACAGCAUCGGCUUGUGAUGAGGAAGGAGGGUGGAAGAACCCCGGUGAAACCUGAUUGUCCUGUGGGAACCCAGAAAACACAGCUCUUACAGACUGAAGUUUGGACCUCAAGAAUUUGAAAUCAAGUCUUUCGUUGUCAGUUUAAAUCUGUUAAACACAAACGCUGCUGGAUUGAUUUGGCUAUUCUUUUGCCUCUUUUACUUUUUUCAAUUGUUGCCUUAACAAUUCCAACAAUGAGAAGUAUCUGUUCCCUGUGUUUUCAUUGAAGGUACCAAAACAACAGAUGGUGAUAUGUGGGACAUUUUUCAAAGAAAUAACUCGAUGGGAACUGGAAACAUUGUUUUAACUAUUUAAUUAUUCCUGCACAGUGUGCAGAUACAUUGCAAGAAUGUCUUUUAUUGAAGAAACAUAAUCGUGUCGAGUGCAAAUGUGAAAGUAUUUUUCUACUGAGCAAUGAAGCAACCAAUAUACAUAAGUUAUGGCUGUUUCUAUCUCAAAUAUUUUUUUCAUCUAAAUGCUUAGAAUUUUCUUUGCUAUGAUAUCCAUGGUCCCCAGAUGAUGUAUCCUAAUGACUUUGGUGAUCUGUGACUUUGAUCUACUAUCACCAUAUUUGUGGUGAGGGAAAUAUCUACUACUGGAUGAAUUGCCAUAAAAGUCCAAAGAGAAUAAAUUCUCAUGACUUUGGUUAUUCCCAGAGUUUCAUCUACCACCAACAUGCUGGUUCAUAUUUUUGGUUCAGACGGAAAUGUCUCAUCUAAAACUUGAAUUUCCAUGAAAUUUGGAGAAGAUUCCUGCCCUGUAUCAACGGUUCAGGCUGGUGAUGGUGGUGUAAUGUUGUGGGGGAUAUUUUCUUGGCACACUUUGGGCCCCAUUAGUA
Messenger RNA from Micropterus salmoides (largemouth bass), 2951 nucleotides. RefSeq names its product polypeptide N-acetylgalactosaminyltransferase 10-like. The transcript has 14 exons. Bases 67 to 1884 code for a protein of 605 amino acids. Gene Ontology annotation, cellular component: Golgi apparatus. The record is from RefSeq and is a predicted model, not a curated record. Lineage: Eukaryota; Metazoa; Chordata; Actinopteri; Centrarchiformes; Centrarchidae.